AUGGCUACUCCCCAUCUAAAUUACAGAUACAACUCCAGAAACUCUAACAAAAAUAUCAAUUCCAGCGGAAAUGCCACAGAAGUUGACCGUUUCAUUCCAAAAUCAGUUUCAAGAAAUGCUUAUAAGUCUAUUCCUAUGUUGAAUGGGUUUGAUAUAAGCUAUUCAGAACUUUGUGAGAAAUCUCCUUCGCCUGAGCGGCUAUCAUCCCCCGAAUUCUUUAACGAACUGCGAAACACCGGGAACUACGAAUCAAUCAGUGCAACAAAUGAAUUUUCCAUGUCAAGUGUAUCCAGCUCUUCUGAAAGUCAGGUUACCAGAAAUGGAAGCGCAAGAGCUUCAAAAAGAGAUUAUUCAAAAUUAACUAAAGAGCAAAAGGACCAUAGAAAAAACAUCGCUCAUUCCCUUGGUUUUCAAUUGCCUGACCGUGUCUUUACAUUUGAGACUACAAACGCUGAAAUUAAGGAAAAGAAUCAAGCCAUCAAAAAUAGCUUAGCGCCAGGAAGUUGCGCCAGAAUACAAACAACCUUUGACUUUAGUACACUCUCGCCCGAUGUCGCUCGUUACUAUAUUGCUAAUUCUAACGCAAGAUCAGCUUCCCCACAAAGACAAGUGCAAAGACCUGUUAAACGAGUAAAGUCACAUAUUCCGUACCGUGUAUUGGAUGCACCUUGCUUGAGAAAUGAUUUUUAUUCGAAUUUAAUUUCCUGGUCAAGAACUACGAACAACGUUCUGGUGGGACUGGGUUGCUCUGUCUACAUCUGGUCAGAGAAGGAAGGAGCGGUAUCUAUAUUGGACCACCAAUAUUUAAGUGAAAAGAGGGAUCUAGUGACGUGUGUUUCAUUCUGUCCUUAUAAUACAUAUUUCAUUGUUGGUACAAAAUUUGGCCGUAUUCUUCUUUAUGAUCAAAAAGAAUUUUUCCAUUCCAGCAAGACAAACGAAAAGGAACCAGUAUUUGUUUUCCAAACCGAAUCCUUUAAAGGGAUAUGUUGCCUAGAAUGGUUUAAACCAGGUGAAAUUUGCAAAUUUUAUAUUGGAGAGGAAAAUGGCAACGUAAGCCUCUUUGAAAUAAAGAGUUUACAUUUCCCCAUGAAAAAAUGGAAUAAAAGACAAAAAUACGAAGAAGAAAAUUUAAUAGGAUUGAAACUUCAUUCCACAUACCAAGCUCAGGCACAACAAGUCUGUGAUACUAACAAUAACAUUACUAAAGGUAUUUCGCUGAAUGAACACUCAAAUCUGCUCGCAGUUGGUGGAAACGAUAAUUCUUGCAGUUUAUGGGAUAUUUCCGACUUGGAUAGACCUGUGAAAAAGUUUGUUCUUCCUCAUAAAGCGGCCGUGAAGGCCAUUGCGUUCUGUCCUUGGUCGAAGUCUUUGUUAGCUACGGGUGGUGGAAGUAAAGACAGAUGUAUCAAGUUUUGGCAUACAUCAACGGGCACAUUGUUGGAUGAGAUUUACACCUCAGGACAGGUAACCUCUUUGAUAUGGUCGUUAAGACAUAAACAGAUUGUUGCCACUUUUGGAUUCGGUGAUACUAGGAAUCCUGUAUUGAUAACACUAUAUUCAUAUCCAAAAUUAUCAAAGCUACUUGAAGUUAGAUCACCGAACCCUUUACGUGUACUGAGUGCCGUAAUCUCCCCAAGUUCCAUGGCAAUUUGCGUUGCCACUAACGAUGAAACAAUUAGAUUUUAUGAAUUAUGGAAUGACAAAGAAGAAAUAAUCAAUGAGAUCCAAGAAAGUGGGAUAUAUGGAUCUAAUAUUAUAGAGUAUAUGGAGGGGAUCGAAACAACACAUAACAAAAGAAUAAGAUAA
Messenger RNA from Saccharomyces paradoxus, 1806 nucleotides. RefSeq names its product Ama1p (gene AMA1). NCBI's taxonomy places the organism in Eukaryota, Fungi, Ascomycota, Saccharomycetes, Saccharomycetales, Saccharomycetaceae. The coding region runs from base 1 to 1806 and encodes 601 amino acids. Gene Ontology annotation, cellular component: anaphase-promoting complex. The record is from RefSeq and is a predicted model, not a curated record. The transcript has 2 exons. Gene Ontology annotation, biological process: positive regulation of ubiquitin protein ligase activity; anaphase-promoting complex-dependent catabolic process; positive regulation of anaphase-promoting complex-dependent catabolic process. Gene Ontology annotation, molecular function: ubiquitin ligase activator activity; anaphase-promoting complex binding; protein binding.